CAAAGCAGGUCAGAUACCGUAGAUUGGUCAAUCGUAUGGCUGUCACGGGCCCCCGAACUGCGGUGUUUUUGUUUCUGGGGCUACUUGUCUCAUAUUCCAGACCAUGUACCUACACCACUACUUCGGACACGGGAGGAGACCAAGCUUUAUGGCAUGCGAGCACAAUGAGUACAGUGGCUAACAUUGGUGAAUGCCAGGAUGCAUGUACAGCGGACACUGCCUGCAUAUCUGCCGAAUUCCUGACUACAGCCGGUAGUUGCUUUCGUUUUCAAACUGCGACAGCUCUUUCGUCUAGGGCUAAUAGCAUCUACACAGUGAAAGAUUGUUCAGCUCCAACGACGACAGGAGACUUAACAACGCUGUCUGUUGCUCCAACGACGACAGGAAACUUAAAAACGCUGUCUGUUGAUCCAUGCUCCAUGACCAGAACCAGCAACACCAAGGGCGGAGUGACCGACAUCCAACUGACCCUGAGUACAUUGGGGGAAUGCAGCACGGCCUGCCUAUAUCUGUCUCAGUGUAUGGGCGUCACCUACUCCGGGGGCACCUGCAGCAUCUACGGGGAGUCCAUCACAGCCAUGAACUCAGGAGACACUAUGGACAGAGUAAAAUAUCCCUGUCCAUUUACAGGGAAGACCUGCUGUAUGGAAGACACAACAAAUAUGAAGGCUAGUGCAGCGGCUUUAAUGUCGUUGACGGCGUCUCUGGAGACAUGUGAGAUGGUCUGUCUCAACACCUCCUCCUGCAUGUCCGUCUACUUCAAGAACAACGUCUGCUAUCUCUACACUGCUGCCACAACCACUUCCGCUGAUACCGGAAGUACACACUCUGUCAGGACAUGCACCGGAACUCCAACGACGACAGGAGACUUAACAACGCUGUGUGUUGGCAGUGGAGCGGAUGUGUCCAUUGUCAGUUCGGGACUUGGAGUUGUAAUUUUGGCGGUGAUCGCAGUUAUACACCGAGAAGCCAUGAUCUGACACAGAGAACCGGGAUCUGCAUUGUUGUAUAGCAAUAUACUUGAAUGAUAUGUUAGUGAAUAUUUUUUUCACAGGUUUAGCUUAUCAUAACAACUUCAUCGAACAGCUAUUGUUUAAAUGUUUUUAAAGGAACACAAAUAAUGAUGAACAAAUCGCUAAAUGAAAACACACGAUUAUGAGGUGAAUACAGUAAACUACGGUUAUAACGAAUACGCUUAUAACGAACUGACGGAUAUAACGAACUUACUUUUUGGUCCCGACUGUUUGCUGUAGUUAUGCUGUAUAUAUACUUAUAACGAACUACGGUUAUAACGAACUAAAAUUAGUAGUCCCUUUGAGUUCGUUAUAACCGUAGUUUACUGUAUAAUUUUAUGGGCACGUAAUAAACCCUAGCUGAAUUACAAUGUUGCUUCACCGUUUAUGUAUUUCAUAUUGCGCCGACAGACUAGUACUGUUGAUAGGCAAGCAGAGUUAUAUUUGUUUCAAGCAUCCUUUGAGAUUAACAUACAUAGCAAGACCAACAACAGACGAAACCAGUAAUUGAAAACUCACUCAAAUAUGUUGAUUCGGGAAGAUUCUCCCACUUCAACCAGUAUUAUGUCUUAAUAAUUCAAUGUUAUUUGCUCUUUGUAAUAGUUUUACAUACGUUGAUAGUAGUGUAAUUUCAAUAGUGUUCAAAGUUUGUAUUUGUUUUCGUAACAUCAGAAUAGUAUGAUCAUUGUUAACAGACUAGUGUCCAUUAACAGCAGGGGAAACAUUGAACAUUUCAACCAACUUGGUUUACAGUUAACCUAAUUAAUAAUGGUAUCAAUCUAUUUGGGAAGUGAUUCGUCCUAUUAUGCAACUGUCUUUUAAUUUCAACGUUUAACACAUAUUUGUUUAGUUUUGCUAUUUUGUGUCAUACAAUGACAUUAUAACGAAACUAUUUUCAAGAUAUUAUCUGCAUUGUUGUAUUCAUGUUUACCAUAUUGUAUCAAGGAAGAUGGGUUUUAGGACAUUUGCCUUCUGUUAUUGAAUAUUCAAGAAGUAUCACUGUAUCACUGUACAGGGUGCCGUUGUACAAAACAACCUUAGCGCUACGACUGUAAGUCUAUGUUAAGGUAUGGGAGUUACGAUGACCUUAGCGCAAAGAUCGCUUUGUACAACGGCACCCAGGUUAUUUAAAUACAUACAUUUGUCACCGUCAGAUUUCUUGGCAUUUUCGUCGCCAGUAUCAGUGAAUAAAAACUAUUUCAAAUUGG
Messenger RNA from Haliotis rufescens (red abalone), 2221 nucleotides. Its product is annotated as mucin-22-like. NCBI's taxonomy places the organism in Eukaryota, Metazoa, Mollusca, Gastropoda, Lepetellida, Haliotidae. The coding region runs from base 36 to 980 and encodes 314 amino acids. The record is from RefSeq and is a predicted model, not a curated record. The transcript is spliced from 10 exons.